Messenger RNA from Cyphellophora europaea CBS 101466, 102 nucleotides. RefSeq lists its product as uncharacterized. Gene Ontology annotation, molecular function: protein binding. NCBI's taxonomy places the organism in Eukaryota, Fungi, Ascomycota, Eurotiomycetes, Chaetothyriales, Cyphellophoraceae. The transcript has a single exon. The record is from RefSeq and is a predicted model, not a curated record. Bases 1 to 102 code for a protein of 33 amino acids.
AUGAACAACCUGGCGGCGACAUACUCGAAACAAGGGCGAUGGGAUUUGGCGGAAAAGCUCGAGGUACAAGUGAUGGAAAUUCGCAAGACGAAGCUGGGUUGA